AGAGAGCGCAAACAGCUCGCACUCAUUGUGUCAGUGAAAUUCUGAACACGGACAGCUAGUGCAUUUGAGCGGAAGAAAACAGUUUUCAGUGCACAGACACUGAGGAAGUGUUAAAAAAAAAAGACAAGACAAGAGGAGAGUUUCUUCGUUGAAAGAUGGACUCUGAUUCUGGGGAUCAGAGUGAGGGAGAACUCUCUCCAGGUCAAGAGAGCUUCAACUCCAAGAGUUUGGCCCUUCAAGCCCAAAAGAAGAUCUUGAGUAAAAUGGCCACCAUGGCAGUGGCGAACCUCCUCACGGACGACACCAGUAGCGAAAUUCUGGACGAACUUUACAAGGCCAGUCGUGAGUACACCAAGAGCAAGAAGGAAGCCCACAAGAUAAUCAAAGACAUCAUCAAGAUUGCACUGAAGAUCGGCAUCCUCUAUCGGAACAACCAGUUCAGCUCUGAGGAGAUGGAGACCGUGGAGCGCUUCAAAAAGAAGAUGAACCAGGCGGCCAUGACGGUGGUGAGCUUUUACGAGGUGGAGUAUACAUUUGACCGCGGCAUUCUCUCUGAGCUAUUGAUGGAGUGUAGGGACCUUCUUCAUGAGUUGGUGGAGCAUCACUUGACCGCACGCUCCCACGGGCGGAUCGACCAUGUUUUCAACCAUUUCGCAGAUGUGGAUUUCCUAACUGAGCUGUAUGGCCCAUCUGAAGAGUACAGACUCAACCUGAGGAAGAUCUGUGAUGGGGUAAACAAACUCCUGGAUGAGGGUGUACUUUAACCAAACCUCCAGUUUGCGGUUUCUUAGACUCCAUCAGGCUGUUGGGAUUUAAUGUGAGGGAUUUUACGAAACAUGUGUUGUUGUUUCUAUGGGAAAUAUAGGGUGUCAUGGUAACUUAAUGAUAUCAUUGUAACUAGGGCUGGGCAAUAUAUCAAAUAUAAACAUUGGGUCUCAUUUACUAAAACCGCACACAUUGUCUCGGAUAGUCACAUGUGACUUUCGCAUUUGUUCGCAGUGGACUGCAUUCGUUGUAAAGCAGUCAUGAAUCGCUAUGUCAAGCACACAGUCCCCAAUAUAUUUGCAAUGUUAACAAUAGUUUUUUGACUUCUUUCAUAGCUGUCAAACCUGCCGAAGUAGCGGGCAUUUAGAAUAACUUUUCGGACAAAAAUCAUUGAUAUUUCUAAUUUUGCAGUCAUUGUUUUGAAUGGAAAAAAUCACAUCUGGUCAUGCGUUUGCAUUCGGUCUAAUUGCACCAAUUGAAACAUUUCAACACAUCUGUAGAUGAAAUUCAAUCUGAAAAUUCUGCAUCCACAGAUGGAUCCGGAUUGUUCUAAAUGAGAAAAGUGUGUGCAAGCACUUACUAAUUUGCAUAAAACAUACCCAAACCAUCUUCGUAUAAUACAUGCGUGUGCAAGGUUUGUGAAUGACACCCUAAAUAUAUGUGAUGGUGUGAUGGAGAAAUAAAAUUAAGCAACAUUGUGAAUGUCGCAAUUAUUUAAUGUACUUUAUUUUUGGCCGUUAAGUUGCGAUGCUUUCCUGUCUCACGACUCACUAGUUAUGACUUAAGCAUAAACUUCUGUAGCAAAAAUGCUAGUUCAUUGUUAAGUUUGAUUUAUUUGAUUCAUUUCAUUGAAUCAGUUCAAAAAUCUAUUUCAAUGAAUCAACUUAGAAAUUUGAAUCGGUGAUUCAUUUGUGCCAUCAUUCGAAAAGUUUGUGUGGGAUAUUUGAUGUAUGGAAAUGUUCAAGACUGUUAAAACUAUUGGUGUGCAGUGAAACCAUUAUUAGAUUCCUCCGUAAGGAUAAUUAUGGAUUUUCCUGUAUAGUGAAAAUUUUGGAAAACCUAAAAAACUCUUCUUCUCCUGAAUUGACUUGGAAUUUGGCACACGUGUGUAGUAUGUAUGUCUUUCCAAACAUUACUUAGCAAAAAUGAAUACAAUACAAAAUGGCUGAAAUGGACGUGUUUAUGUAAAUGUACACACAAAAGAUGAUCAAAAAUUUUAAAAAUCCCAUUGAUUUACAAUGGCUGAGCAAAAGUGCCCCCUCUACUGGAUAAAUACGGUCCACAUGUAAAAUCCCAUUCACUUACAUUGGCUGAGCAAAGAGGCUCCCUCUACUGGAGUAACUCUGUCUACCACAUACAGCUCUUCUGUAGCAAUCUCUCUAAUGAAGCAUUUCGGUGGAGCUCCAGACUUAGAAGCCAAAUGACAUUUUACUUGUGUCUUCACGAAGGUAAGUCAAUUGUGUGUUUUAAUGCUUUCCAGUUUGAACAUUCAAGCGAUUUUACACUAUUCAACUCAACAAAGGCAAAACAACUCAAAUAAAUGUUUGCGUGCAGUUUGUGUGACACAGUGAGCGAGCCGCGUCGCGUCUAACGCUCGCACGCCGAUGAGAGUUCUCUUUCGCCUCAUGUUUGAACGGACAAUUUCAUACACCAAAAUACAUGAUAUAUAUUGGGGUGUCUGCUAUGUCUCAAGUGAACAAACAGUUGAUAAAGAAAUCGGGUAUCAAUAUAUUGAAUUAUGAAUUAUUGAAGGGGUCUAGUGAUGCCGCUGUGAUGUCCUGUUAGAUUUUUCUCUAUCGAGACAGCGUUAACCUAACGUAUCAAAACUUCCGAGUAUGAUGUUGUUUAAUUGUCUCUGACAACACGCAAUCCGCGAGGCGAGAUCAUUUUUGCUCGCAUCUUCACGAAGGUUUGUCGGUUGUAUACAAUGUUUGCCUGUUUGAACAUUCAAGCGAUUUUACACUAUUCAACUCAACAAAUGUGAAAACAACUAAAAUACAUGUUUGCGAGCAGAUUGUGUGACACAGCGAGCCGCGUCACGUCUAAAACGCUCGCACUCCGAUAAGAUUUCGCUUUCGCUGCUUGCGUCUGAACGGACAAUUUCAUAUAACAAACUGUCAAAAUACAUGAUAUAUUGAGGAGUCUGUUAUGUCUCAAGUGAACAAACAGUUGAGAAAGAAAUCUGGUAUAAUUAUAUUGAAUUCUGGCAUUAUUCCAUGUGACGUCCUGCUAUAUUUUUCUCUCGAAACAGCGGAAACAACUUAAAUAAAAUACUGCGUCAUUUUUGCCCAUACAGAAACAUGCGAGACAUCAUUACGAACUAUGAAAUGUGUCCUUUUAUUUGUGUACAAUUACAAUAACAACAAAACCUUGUGCUUUUGUAAAAUAAAGAAAAUAAUCCGGGUGCGCCGUCUCUGUCUUGGCGAUUAUUUUUCUGAAACACGUCACAAAAUUCAAGUGAACCAUCAACCAUUCACGCAGUCUGUAUUUUAUCAUCUCACACCCAUAAUCUCUGAAAUGAAUACAGAUGCAACAAGCAUGGCACAGAACGAAAAUAUUGAUACUUCACAGUUCUCAAAAGAUUAAACUGAACUGUGCCUUGAAUAUCGUAUCAUGCGAUAAAAGCCUUUUAAAGAGACAGUAACAAUUUAGCCUUCGCCCUGAGCAUUGACACCCCAAGUAAUUGAAAAGUACAAAUGGUAUUAUUUUAAUUUUUUUUUAUUUCUCUCUUACAUUGUAAAAUGCCACGUGUUUGAAUGGCAUUUAAAAUGUACAAACAAUCACUCAAUCUCCAUUUUUUCACUGGAUCUGUUGCUAUUAAUGAUUUAAAAAACAAAGCACUCACCAUUUAAAGUGUGAGCUUGUACAUUUUGAAAUAGUUAUAAACAGUCACAGCUAUGCAGUGUUAUUAUGUGCCUAGAUAGUCUUUGAAAUAAAAUUGCUUGUGAUAUGCUUAUGUGUUAAAUCACACAAAAAAAAAAAAAACUGAAAAAGAAAUCUUAAGAGAGAAGUGAAAGUGAAAGUAGAGAUUUUUCAAAGUGAUUUUUCAUUCAAAGUGAUACAAUUUCCACGCCAUUUGUCCAAAUCUUCUGAAACUUGGUGUACAUGCCUCAUUCCUCAUGGGGAACAUAAAAGCCUCAAGGACCCAUAACUUCCGCCAUGAUGGAUUUUCCCGUACGUUGAAAAUUUGCAAAAACCUAAAAAACUCUUCUUCUCCUGAACCGUAGCUCCAAUUGACUUGAAAUUUGGUACAUGUGUAGAAUGGACAUCCUUGAAAACGUUACUUAGGAAAAAUGAAUAUGGUACAAAAUGGCUGAAAGGGGCGUGUUUAUGUAAAUGUCCAAAUUUUAACAAUAUAUACGUGUCAAUAAAUCAAAUGUAAUUUUGACUGAUGGUUUUUCAAACCUAACAUGCUUCAAGAUGACAUCACUCUGAAGUACUGUGCAAAGAAUGGCUGACAUUCGCCACUAGGGGGCGCUAAAAGCCAUGCCAAAAUUCCAAUUUUCUGGUCAAAAAUGUUCUAAUUUUGUACAUUGAUACUACAGGCCAACAGGAAUCCACAAACCAAGAAUGACCGACAUUCACACCUAGGGGGCGCUACAGGCCAAGCCGAAAUUCCCGUUUUCUGGUCAAAAUUUUUCUAAUUUGGUACAAUGUUACUACAGGCCAACAGGAACCCACAAACCAAGAAUGGCCAACAUUCGCCACUAGGGGGCGCUACAGGCCAUGCCAAAAUUCCCAUUUUCUGGUCCAAAAUUUACUAAUUUGGUAUAUUGAUACUACAGGCCAACAGGAAUCCACAAACCAAGAAUAACCGACAUUCGCCCCUAGGGGGCGUUACAGGCCAAGCCGAAAUUCCCGUUUUCUGGUCAAAAAUUUUAAAAUUUUGUACAUUGAUACUACAGGCCAACAGGAACCCACAAACCAAGAAUGGCCCACAUUCGCCCAUAGGUGGCGCUACAGGCCACGCCCCAAAAUUCCCAUUUUCUGGUCCAAAAUUUACUAAUUUGGUAUAUUGAUACUACAGGCCAACAGGAAUCCACAAACCAAGAAUAACCGACAUUCGCCCCUAGGGGGCGUUACAGGCCAUGCCAAAAUUCCCAUUUUCUGGUCCAAAAUUUACUAAUUUUGUACACUGAUACUACAUGCCAACAGGAACCCACAAACCAAGAAUGGCCAAUAUUCGCCCCUAGGGGGGCGCUACAGGUCACUCCAAAGUUCCCAUUUUCUGGUCAAAUAUUUUCUAAUUUUGUACAUUGAUACUACAGGCCAACAGGAACCCACAAACCAAGAAUGGCCCACAUUCGCCCAUAGGUGGCGCUACAGGCCAUGCCCCAAAAACAUAUUUUCAAAGUGAUACCAUUUCCAAGCCAUUUAACCAAUUCUUCUGAAACUUGGUGUACAUGCCUCAUUUCUCAUUGGGAACAAAAAAGCCCCAAGGAUCCAUAAGGUCCGGUAUGGAUUUUCCUGUACAUUGAAAAUGUUUCGUUUAGGAUUCAGACAAAGACAUGUUUUUGAAUUCCUUAAUUGGGAGGGUUUAUCCCCAACCAUCUACUGAUCAAUUUGAAAUGAUUUGCCAUUUUGAGGAGGAAUCCGCAUUGCUGCUUGCAGCUAUAUUCUGUAUUUGUAUCUGUAGUGGUUCAUAUGACAAAAUUAUCUGUCUCUGUAUUCAGAUAAAACCGGGUGUGGGCGGGGCUUAAAAAGGAAGUGCGUCAAAACAUUUUAAAUGUUACUCUUACAUUUAUAGUUUCUAUUAAUAAAAUAUGCCUUGUAUAUGCCUUUUCAUAAUAAUAGCCUAUCAUUGUUAUUAUUAUUAUUGCUAUUAUACAACUAUAAUUUAAAGUAUUAUUUUAUUCUUUUUUUUUUCUUACUAGACGUCGCUGAAUUUGUAGGCUACAUUUACUGAUGAAUAUGUUGUUAACUGGUUUCUCCAGGUAUUUCUGAUAUUAAUAUCUGCAUUGUCUGUUCAUGUGUAACAACAUUAUUCUGAAGGCAGGAGGUGUUGAGCAAAAUGUGAAAUGUCAAUCACACAUUUUACAGUGAAUAAUAAAUACAAAUUCAAACAUUAAAAGAGAUGAAAAUAAAACCAAUAUAGCCUACAAACAGGUGAAAGUCCCGUGAUUCUAUCAGGAAUUUUUACACUAAGGCACAAAUUUAUAUAGAGCCUUAACAGA
This is a messenger RNA of Xyrauchen texanus (razorback sucker), 5939 nucleotides long. Its product is annotated as tumor necrosis factor alpha-induced protein 8-like protein 3. The transcript has 2 exons. The coding region runs from base 156 to 764 and encodes 202 amino acids. Lineage: Eukaryota; Metazoa; Chordata; Actinopteri; Cypriniformes; Catostomidae. Gene Ontology annotation, biological process: regulation of apoptotic process. The record is from RefSeq and is a predicted model, not a curated record. Gene Ontology annotation, cellular component: cytoplasm.